Molecule: messenger RNA, 2286 nt
Organism: Necator americanus (New World hookworm)
Lineage: Eukaryota; Metazoa; Nematoda; Chromadorea; Rhabditida; Ancylostomatidae
Exons: 24
Coding region: 1-2286 (761 amino acids)
Biological process (GO): transmembrane transport; sodium-independent organic anion transport
Cellular component (GO): plasma membrane
Molecular function (GO): protein binding
Source: RefSeq, a predicted model, not a curated record
AUGAAAAUUGAGCAUAAGAUAGCAUGUUUUUUCGUUGUGUUUGGAACUGUGUAUUUCUUGGAGUCUAUUGGAGGAUUCUACAUGACGAGUGCUGUCGUGUUCAUAGAGAAACAAUUCCAAAUACCAUCGCGACUUAGUGGAACUAUGGUCUCUGCUGGAGAUUUUGCCUAUAUUCCAAUAGUGGUUUUUACCAGUUACUUCGGCGGAAAGGGAAAUCGAGCACGAUGGAUUGGAGGGGGAUGUAUGCUGAUAGCGGUAGCGAACUUACUGAUAAGUUCGUCGAAUUUCUUAUUCCCAGUUGAAGAAUUUCAUGUAAAUAGCAGCUACAUUCCGAGCUCCUUGGCUUAUGAAGUUAACAGAUUUGUGCUCAAUGUCUCGACCGAUCCCAACUGGUUCUCGAGGACGUUGAAACGGGUCGAUCCGAAUGGAACUGCUCUCAGCACUUAUACCGGCCCAUAUCACACUGCAAACCAAGAAUUUGUUAAGUAUCAGUCAUUCUGCUUCUAUAAUCCCAACUCGACAAUAUGUAGAGAAGUAGAGAAACGGGUCUCAAAGGAACAUGCAGUCAACGAAAAUGACGUUUCGGCAGUGCGAGUACUGACUUCGUUGCCGUAUUCUUUCUGCCAUCAUCUUAUCAAUAAACUCAGGCAAGAACACAAAGCAGACGAAUGCAAAAAAGAUAAUUCAAGUCUUGGACCGUUCAUGAUGAUUUUCGGAGGUCUGAUGUUACUGGGCGUCGGAAGGACAAUGCCUUUUUCGCUGGGUCUGCCGCUCAUGGAUGACAACGUAAAGAAGAACAAUCUCCCUCUGUACUUCGCCUGCAUGUUUUUUGUGAAAAUCCUUGGACCAGUCAUUGGCUUAUUGGUCGGCAGUAAGCUCAACGAAAUCUACUACACAUUUGAUCCUCCACAAGGGCUAACUCCAUUGGAUCCCAUGUGGAUAGGUUGUUGGUGGCUUGGGUUCCUAAUCUUCGGUGCUCUGUUGUUUUUCCCUUCCUUGGUGCUGUUUCUCUUCCCAUCUGACAAUCUUGAUGAGGAUGCACACACGGACGAAAUCUCCCUUGAAAAGGCUAAACUUAAUGGAAAAGUAUCUCAGAAACCCAGAAAGAUGUUGAAUCUUCGCGAUAAACACGUGAAAGUGGAUGAGGAACAUGUAACUGUGAAAGAAAAAAUUACUGAGUUUUUUGCAACUGUCCGUAAGCUGUUUCGGAACCCCAUAUAUGUGGGGGCGAUGCUGGGAAGGAUCGUUGACGUAUUAGCCUUCAAAGGGUUCUUUGUAUUUCUCGGAAAAUAUCUCGAGAUCCAGUUUGGAGUACCACAAUAUAGGAUCCAGAAGUAUCUAGCUGGGACCGGUGUAGUAGGAUUCGCAUGUGGUGUUAUUAUAGGCAGUGUGUGCAUGAGAAAGUUCCACUUGCAGGGAAGGAAAGCAGCUAGUUGGGUAGCAUGUUGUUCCCUUGUAGCCGCACUUCUUUCUUUCCUUAACGGAGCUGUGGGAUGUAAGUCAGUCAUCGGAGAGAUUGGAGACCAGGCGGUAGCUAGUAAUUUUUCAUUCCCUUCAUGUCGGGCAGAUUGCGUAUGCGAUGGGAUGCCGUUCUAUCCCGUAUGCAAUACUAAAGGAAACGUUUUCUAUUCGCCUUGUCAAGCUGGAUGCCCUUUGAGUGGAGCAAACUUCAGUAUUUUCACUAAGAUGGCUAAGGGCGCGCCACUCGUGUUCACACAGUGUGAAUGCUCUGGAACGGAAGAUUUAACCGUUAGCAGAGAUUAUUGUCCUACAGAGCAUUGUAAUGGCCAGUUCAACACGUUCUUCUUCAACCAAGCCUUGGGUGCUAUCUUUGGUGGCCUCGGUGUCGUACCAGGAAUGUUGAUUGUACUCAGAUCUGUCCCACCGGAGCACCGAAGUAUCUCAUUAGGAUUUAAUGGAUUCCUUGUCAGCUUAUUCGCCACUCUACCGUCUCCAGUGUUCUGGGGGAAGAUUUUCGACAUGAGCUGUUUGAUGUGGCAGAAUGUGUGCAGCAAAACGGGAGCUUGUCCCAUUUACGACACCGACCAACUUCGAAUACGACUACACGUCAUCUACGGUGGCCUCCGUUUAUUCUCACUACUUUCUGAUAUUUGGGUAAUAUAUUGGGCGAAGGGACUUAGCCUUGUUGAUGAAGAGGAGGAUCAAAAGAAGAAGGAAGAAGGAACCGUUAAAGAGCUCGAGCCGUUGAACAAGGCAAAUCCACUGGAACCUAAAUCUGUACAUUUUGAUGAUCCGUUAAAACAAGAGUCUGAACUAGCAGAUUAA